UGUGCAUAAAGGAACACUCUUCAGAAUUGUAAUUGUGCCUUGACAACCCUCCUUCCACUUCAGCGCGCAGACAUGGUUGGUUUUUGCUCAGCGUUGGUGGUUGGAGACGCUGCACGCACUUGGUGGAUUAUGAACAAAUGAAUAGGAAUGCAUUGAAUUUGAAGCAGUUUAAACGUGUUCGUGAGAAUGUGAGAGAUUGUGUGAACACCUAACCUAAUCCUCUUAAAAGACUGCAGGUAUUAUGCUGAGCCGUGGAGAGGUGUGAGCUGUCAUCCUGCGGUGCGCCCUUGUAGCUGCUCACCAAAAACUAGAGUCAGCAUCUCUCAACCAAUCCCUUUACCUUAGCGCACACAGCUGGAGAGAGACCUCGCGUCUACAACACCUCUAUCACAACAACUCAGCUAUUAAAGGUUGGAGCUGGGACAUCAUGCCAGGGCUAUGACAUUAAAACAGAGUAUGCUGAAGAUGUGUGCUGACCGCUCGCUGAACUGCAUUAUUUGGCCAACUAAUGCUACUGGACCUGUUCCCAUAAGCCUGACCAGGCAUCUGACACGGGCCUAAUAAUCUACAGUGGGAAUCAAGACCACUCUGGCAGCGGUGAACAAUGCAUUUGCCACAAAGACGGAGACUUAAUCGGAGUCGCAUCCUCUUCUUCCUCUCUGGUGUAUUACUGUGCUGCGUCUACACCGUGACGUUCAAGGCCCGGCUGCAGGAGCCAUGGGUGGCCCGCCAGGCCGCAGCAGAGGAGGAUCCUGGGACAGCACUCCCAGAGGAAGGGGGCGGUAGUGAUAAUAGAAGUGUUCUGGAGGUAGACACACGAAAGGUGGUGACCUCUAACCCCUCUAGCCUAACAGAGAGCUAUAACGAUGACGUCAUCACCAGGGCUCCUACUGUGCUGCAGGGGGAUGACGUCAUGGUGAUAACUGUCAACAGGACGGACAUUAAGCACUGUAUCUACGUAGAGGACCCUGAACCUGAGCCUCCGACUGAACCUCCUCCCACCUCCCCUCCUCCUAACACCACCACCUCCCCAGGUAUCCCUGGAGACGUCCCCCACAGGAAGGGAGAGUACCCAGAGGACCUGUUCACGGUGGACCAGAGGAGGCAGGGCUGGGUGACCCUCCACAUCCUGGGCAUGGUCUACAUGUUCGUCUCCCUCGCCAUCGUCUGUGACGAGUUCUUCGUCCCGGCGCUCGGCGUCAUCACCGUGAAGCUCGACAUCUCCGACGACGUCGCCGGGGCAACCUUCAUGGCUGCAGGAGGCUCCGCCCCCGAACUGUUCACCUCUCUGAUUGGCGUGUUCAUCUCCCAUAGCAACGUGGGCAUCGGGACAAUCGUGGGGUCAGCGGUGUUUAACAUCCUGUUUGUCAUCGGGAUGUGUGCCAUCUUCUCCAGGGAGAUGCUCCACCUCACCUGGUGGCCCCUGUUCAGAGACGUCUCCUUCUACAUCAUAGAUCUGGUCAUGCUGAUAGUGUUCUUCUUGGACAACACCAUCAUGUGGUGGGAGAGCGUAAUGCUGGUGUCAGGUUACGUAGCCUACGUCUGCUUCAUGAAGUUCAACGUGCAGAUCGAACACUUCGUCAAGACGCAGAUCAACAAACACAAGAGCAUUGUCAAGAUCAUCAUGCCGGAGGAGGAGGAGAAGGAACCCAAGAAGAAGAACAGUGGACCUCCACCACCUGAUCCACCCCAAAACAAUGUUUCACCAGAACCCAAACCACAACCUCAAGACUCACCCCAGAAGAGAGACAGAGAAAAAUUGAAGGUGAAGCCCACUCUCCAGAGAGGAGGCAGUAAUGCUUCUCUCCACAACAGCACCAACAGAAACACCAUCUUCCAGCUGAUGAUCCACACACUGGACCCUCUGGGAGAAGCUGGACCUGAGAAGACUGAGCAGGCCGAACCCUCGACCUCCCAGACCACACCUAAAGAAGAGGAGAAACCAGGCCCGUCAGAGACUCAGACGGACCAGGGGCCAGCGGGCGCAGGGGGGUCUGACGGCUCAGACAGUGGUGAGGAGGACGAGAGCGAAGAAGAGAGCGAGGAUGAGGAAGAUGAGGAUGAUGAAGACAAAGAGGAUGAUGAGGAAAAUAAAGAUGAAGAAGAGGAAGAGGGUGAAGAGAAUGAGGAACCUCUGUCAUUAGAAUGGCCAGACACCAGGCGUAAACAGGCCACAUAUCUUUUUCUCCUACCGAUAGUGUUCCCUCUGUGGCUCACUGUGCCCGACGUACGCAACCCAGCUUCCAGAAAAUACUUUGCCAUGACGUUUAUUGGUUCCAUCACGUGGAUCGCUGUGUUCUCCUAUCUAAUGGUCUGGUGGGCACAUCAGGUGGGUGAGACCAUAGGCAUCUCAGAGGAGAUCAUGGGCCUGACCAUCCUGGCAGCAGGCACCUCCAUCCCUGACCUCAUCACUAGUGUCAUCGUGGCCCGUAAAGGACUAGGAGACAUGGCUGUGUCCAGCUCAGUGGGAUCUAACAUCUUUGAUAUCACUAUGGGACUGCCUGUCCCAUGGUUGAUCUUCUCGGCGAUGCAAGGCGGUGUACCGGUGGCGGUGAACUCCAAUGGUCUGUUCUGUGCCAUCGUGCUCCUCUUCGUCAUGCUCCUCUUCGUCAUCGUCAGCAUCGCGGCGUGUCGGUGGAAGAUGAGCCGUGUUCUGGGCUUCACCAUGUUCAUGCUUUACUUCGUGUUCCUGGUGCUCAGUGUGAUGCUGGAAGACCGUAUUAUUAUCUGCCCCGUCUCCAUCUGAGGUCAGACACCAUUAUGUUAGCUUCAGGAACGGUUAUUUUUUUACUAAAAUGAAACUGUAUAUGUUGUACUGUACAGAGCAUUAUGGGUACUGUAGUACAUCAUAUUACAAUGAGGAGGGAGGAAAAAAAGAGGCGUGUCAGGAAGUCCUUUAAAUAAUAACCUCCAAACUGUAUCGUUGUCAGUCACUAACAUUCACGGCUAUCACGGUAUAGGGGGUUAGGGUUAGAGAUUCCCUAGUGUUACUGUUCACAGAGGUGAUUGUGUUGUCUAUGUUGAGCCACGUAUUGUUGAAUCAGUGGACACCUCCGUGGCUGGACUAUUGCUGGUCUCUUUCACCAGAAUGACGUGCAGCAGUAGAGUUUGUCUGUCCACAACUACUGAAGAGAGACACAGUAAUUGUAGAAGUUGUCCAGCCACACACACACAUCCAUUUUAGUGUUCAUCCAUGUAAAAAUGUCAAUACAGUCAUUUCUUUUAGAGUAAAAAAAAAACGACAACAAAAAUGGUUUAUCAGGUGCAGAGAGGUACAGCAGCUUGAGUUGUAAUGUAAUGAUUCUGUGUCUAGAAAACCCAGGAAUGGUGUAGUGCAGUUACACGACCCAUAUGUAAACCCAGGAAUGGUGUAGUGCAGUUAAACGACCCAUAUGAAAACCCAGGAAUGGUGUAGUGCAGUUACACGACCCAUAUGUAACCAUUACUUCAUUAACUGUCAGCAUUGUAGUGUCAUGUGUUAUGUAUGUAUGCAAUACACUUGUGUGGGUCAGAUGGAUGCAAAGAGAAUGUAUUGAUGUAUACUAAACUAUCCAUAUGUUGUACUUACAAUCCAUGCUGCAAUUAAAUCAUUUUUUAAAUAAUAUUCAA
Molecule: messenger RNA, 3609 nt
Organism: Salmo salar (Atlantic salmon)
Lineage: Eukaryota; Metazoa; Chordata; Actinopteri; Salmoniformes; Salmonidae
Product: sodium/potassium/calcium exchanger 1
Biological process (GO): long-term synaptic depression; intracellular calcium ion homeostasis; long-term synaptic potentiation
Cellular component (GO): plasma membrane
Molecular function (GO): calcium, potassium:sodium antiporter activity; calcium channel activity
Source: RefSeq, a predicted model, not a curated record